GGUCAAACUGGCCUGGCUGGUGAUCAAGGAGAAGCUGGCGCACCUGGUGAUGCUGUAAGUAGAAUUUAAAAGCAAUCUUAAAUUGUCUGCCCAUGGUAUCAAAACAGAAAGCAAUGAGAGAGAAAGAGUUUCGUUGCCUGCGAGUCUUUUCAUAGCGUGAUUAACAAGCAAAUCGAGCUUCACAAAUGAAAAGCAUUGACUUGGAUUGUUAGGAGGCUUUCAUUUAUUAGAGAGGUUUGGAAAGAUUGCGGGGCAGGGAGAGGUUGGGUAGUUUUCAGAUGCCCAACAAGGCGAUUACAGUAUAUAGUCUAACAACUGACAGUAGAGGGGGUAAGUUAAAAUGUCUUGCUUUUUGCCCUAAUAUGUAGCUUUAGACACUGAAAAAGCAUUAGGUGGUUGAAUUUUAGUAAAAUCGUUUAUAAUGUCCAAGAUAUAGACGACCUAGCUUUGUUUUGUUGUCCAAAACUACAUUGCAGGGCUGGCAUUAGACCUCUAUGAAUGGGGAGGAUGUAACCGAGAUUUGCCUAUUUUUUGCAGAGUCACUCCAACCACUAAAAAACAUAAAGAAAAGUAUUAGAGCAUAGGGAAAGAGGAACGUAAAAAAGUUUCCGGACAAUAUAUUAUUCAUCUUAUUUUGGGUUAAACUACCGUCGUUCGUUCCAUUGUUCUAUAAUGUUUUCCUAAAUUCCUCCGCAUUUUAGCUACCCUUAUUAAUUAUGACAUUUGUUGCACCAAUAGGCAAUACAGUGUAUAUUCACGGAAAUAUUGGGGCAUGAUAAAUGUCACAGUUACCCACUCUCUUUGAAGUGACAAGUGUAUGUGAUUUUGAAUAAACAUUGUAUGGUGACCAGGAUCGAGUGGUCUCAGAAUGCAAGCAAUCAGAGCUCUCAGAUUUUCGAAAUUUAAUGACCCCAUAGGCCUAGAAACGUCUAUGGGACUCUCAGGGGACUCCUAGAAAUUUGUGGUCUACGCCUCGAAUGGAUUGGUGGCACCAAUGUUAUCACCGUGGCUAUUGCCCCAGAAUUUGAAGGGAAUAAAGGAUGCUAAAAGUUUAGAUAUGAGAUGGGCGUGGGUCAUAAAAUUUUGACAUAACAUUGUUUUAACUGUAAUAGUGUAAUAUCAAAGAUAUCAUUAAACCCACACUGUGCUUUUGGUUGGUUGAAUGAAAGUGCAAAACACGAUUUUGAACAAGGCCGGCGAGAGCCAACCACGGGCCCCAGGACAAAAUGACGAUUGGACAUGAACACGGGCCCCCUGUCCCUCUCGGCUCUCCCGCUGGCUUUUUGAAUCGCAAUCAACGAGAGAAUUGCCAGCAAAUUACUUUCAAGAAAUCGCCGCAUAACUGAUAAAAACGCAAUGUGAACAAUGUUUCAGCUAACUGUUUUUGCUGAGAAAACGAUCGAAAAAUCGUUUAUUUCACAUUUGGUACGUUUUACGAUCGAUGACGACGAUCAGCGAAUGGUGUGCAAGUAGGCGUAUUUCAUUUAGGACAAACAUAAAACGAUGAUAAACAAUACGAACAUUUUACCGAGAUUUCCGACUCCCGGGUAUUUUGUCCCCCCCCCCCUCUGCCGGCCUUGAUUGCGAACCGUUCAUUUCUUACAUGAACCAAAUACCCAAGCCAUAUUAAUUUAUUCUAUUGACUAUUUGGAGCCAAUCUCUUGCUAUUCUGUCAACAGUCCCAUCAACAGCUCUGCAAGGUUGAGAAAAUUAUUUUCUUCAGAGCACAACCUGGAGGUAAAAAUCCCUGCAGACCAUUCUGAGUAUUUUUUGUCUAUAAACAUAGUGUCCUAACAUAGUGUCAUUUGUGUCAACGUAAAUCUGUCUAUAAACAUAGUGUCCUAACAUAGUGUUGUUUGUGAAAAUCGACAGGUAGACAAACAGUUAUUUCGAAACCUGUUAGUGGGAGAUGCGUGUUUGUAUUCAAAUUUUCAGUUACAAAUUUUCCAUCUUGGAGAUUUCCUACAGCUGUUUAACAUUUUCUGAGCCAUGCUUGACUAUUUUUUCCAUCUCGGGCGUGCUCAUCUACAAGUAACAGUUAAUUCAGCAACAGAAUGAGAUUCUUGAUUGAAAAAAAAAGGAUAAAGUGUAUCUUUAUACUGCAUGCAAGCAAGAUUUUGAUUUGGACAUUGCGCCCUAACUUUCAUUUAUUUGUAUAGAAUUUAUUGUAAACUUUCUUCACUUUUGGCAACUGAGUCAUAUUAUUUUGUUUUAGGGUGAACCUGGUGAUAGUGGAAGAGACGGACAAGACGGACAAGUUGUAAGUUCGUAAAUUUAGUUGCCCAUGUUUCUACUCAGAUGUGUCCUGACAAUGACAAACUAAACUAAAUUAUAUACGUGUAGACUGUCACAUAGCUCUGUUUGUUCUAAACCGCUUUAACCACUAGGGCCAUUCCUAAUGGUAGUGCAGAAUGAAACAUGAAUACUUGAGAAAACCUGCAGUGUUUGAAAAAGUCAAACGUGGACCACUUCUUGCGCGAACCCUGCUCACACUAACCAUUGUUAAAUAUUAUACUGGACGAGUUAUAUUACACUCAACGAGUGCUUACUUUGUGUAAUUUUCAUUUUUAUUUCAAAACAGGGUCAACCUGGCCAGGCUGGUUCUAAGGGUUCUCAGGGAUCCAAAGGUCCACAGGUAAGUUGUAGUUACAUACAUGUAUAAAAAGCUUGGCAUAAUAAUUUGACACUUGAUUAAAUCUACAUGUACAGUGUAGUGUAUGACUGGAUAUCUAUUCUAGACAUUAUGGUUCAUACAAUAUAUUGUAUUGUGCCUUAGAUAUGUCUCCCAAUUCUGUGUUUAGUUUCUGCAGUUUUCUUUCUGCAUGAUUAUGACAUCAUGCUCGGAAAAGUUAAAUCAAUUUAAAUGCCACUUAUUUAACUUGUACGCGAAUGAACAUUUAGUGGUUGACCAGUGUCAAGCGAAAUUCCUGACCUCUGCGAAAUUUUCGAGUAUUUCAUUGUUAUAAAUUUUAUUGGUUUACAACAGUUGGUCUAUUUGGGAAUGAUAACAGCUAUACUCUUAAUAGCUAAUUAUAAACGCCUAUAUGGCUUCAUAACUCACACUCACAAGCAAAUUGUAACACUCAUAGGCACAAAAAGUGCAAAAAUUUUAUAAUUAUGUUUGAAUAGUGCUUUUUUAUAAAUUAUGCUUGUUUGUUUUAAUUAUGCCAAACAUUAUGCUAGCACAAUGGGCCAAAGCCUAGAAGAUGGUAAUACCGAACUAUGAAAAAACAUUUUUGACCUAUUAUGUUUAUCAAGUUAGGCGAGGGAGGGGAGGGUGUCGUUAUUCUUCUCACUGAUAGCUAUCAGCCUUAGUUUGCUUUGCUAUCCCAACAAGUCUGGGAACUGAUGUGGUCAUGUUGUGAACGUCUUAUCAUUAUGCACAUGUCUUUUGCCAAUGAGAUAUAUGCAAGGGCCAUUAGAAAAUAUUUUCUAGGCUUUAUUAAUUUGUGUUUUUGCACAUAGGGUGCCAAUGGACAAGCUGGAACAGCUGGACCACCUGGUGGGCAGGUAUGUUUCAACUACUCAUCUUUUUGACUUUAUAGCUGAGAGAUGAAUUAUUUAUAGGUACCAUAUUUAUAGGUACCAUAAUCAUCCAAAGCUGCAUCUACAAAGAGAAUUGCUAUAGCAAUGGCAGCAACAAACGAGUUGGCCAUACCAAUUCUGGCAAGGCGUAUAUAGAUUACCUCCAUGCCACUCACACUGUUAAUGGGAAAAUGCAAUUAAUAGUGUUUUACAUGUACACAUGCUACACGGCUAAAAACGCACAGGUUGUUCCAAGUUGAUAUCGACAGGCGUGAACAAUGUUGUGCGGCCAACUAUGAACAAGUUGUCAACCAUGUUGUUCUAAGUUGUUACAGUUGAACAAUGCUGUAACAACAUGUUGACAGUACUGUUCAUAGUUGGCCGCACAACUUUGUUCACGCCUGUUGGUAUCAACCUGGAACAAGUUGUUGAUUUUCUCAAUUUUUACGUGUGUAUUUAAAAUAUAUAAAAUUACAUGUACCUAACAGAAAAGGGGUAGGGGAAGAGCGAAGAAUGUGGGUGGAGAGAAAGCUCUGCCACAAGGCAAGGCAAGAAUGACCAAACCUGAAUACUGUCAGAUCUCACCUUGGGCUGAAAUAAUAAGCUGGCACAAGGGAAGGAUCCCUCACGACCGAUUAUUAUUUUAGUGUAUUUCUUUAUUCCUGCAUUUUAUAUAGAGAAUAAUACAUGGGUGCGCGGAAAUACCAGAUUUAUUUCGAGUGUUGAACAUGAUAUCUCACGAGUGAGCGCAGCGAACGAGUGAGAUAUCAUGUUCAACACGAGAAAUAAAUCUGGUAUUUCCAAGCACCCAUGUAUUUUUAUGUUUAUUAUAUAAAGGACAUUCUUUGAAAAGCGAUAAUUUUUACACAAAAGCCAAAAUUGAAAAGCAAUAAUUUUCACAUGUCAGAUUAUCAUAAAUGAUCUCACAUGUGAGAUUAUCACUUUUGUCAGUGCUCAAAAUCUCUAUAAAGUACCAUACUUUAUAUAAUAAAUGAUGUUUAUGCGUACCGUACUGUACGUUUACGUUAUGUUAUGUACGAUGCGUAAUUGUUAUAAUACGGUUACGAUUCCCGCCUGGUUCAUCACUUGCAAGUACAGUGUGAGACAAUAAACAUUAAAGGCCUGAUAUUCAUGUUAGCCAAACAAGGGAGCCAGACACAAGAUGGUAAUCAAUAAGACAUUCUUGACUCUACACACACAAGUCCGCAUGAUAUGUUUACAAGACCACCAACAGUUUACAAGAACUGAAAGACAUAUAUUCAUUCUAGGGUCCACAAGGUUCAACUGGUAUCGCAGGUAGACGGGGUGUACCUGGUGCAGGCGGUGAGAAGGGAGAAACUGGGACAGGGGGACGUCCUGGAAACCAAGGUCGAGUGGGUGAUCCAGGAAAAUCGGGUACUAAAGGUUCCAAAGGUGACGUGGGUGCUGAAGGUGUGCAAGGUAGUGCUGGACAGAAAGGAGAUAGGGUAAGAAAACAGCAGUAUUAUACUUUAUAUAAUAAACAACACGCCAUUUGAUUGGUCAAUAUACAAUUGCCUGAUCCUGGGCUUUUUAAAAUGUCGGACAAUGAAAACAUUUUAACGUGUGAAGUUAGAUAUAAAGAACAUUCGGGGGGGGGGGAAGGGGGGUUUAGCGACUUAACAAACUCUGUCUCUGAUUGGUUAGUUUACGAUUGUUGUGAAAAUUGCACAUUUCAUCAAUAAAUCUAAUAAAGUUAAUCGUUGUUCCACUGUAGUUAUUUUAUAAAACAAUUAUCAAAUGGUUUUCCGUGCAGGAUAGCGUCAUUCAUGCACUUGGGAUGUUGUUGACUUUCGAAAAGCGUAAAAAAAACACUCGUCUGCGGUUCAUGACUUUUACGCUUUCCGAAAGUCUCGCAACAUCCCGCGUGCAUGGAUGACACACGGAAAACCAUUUUGUAUUCCUUAGGUAGCAAUUAACAAUAUUUACAAACUUGAUUGAAGUAUUUAACUACUGCAAAACACAUGUUGAGUUGAGACCUGUGUACUGUAGAUUAUACAAUUAAGAAGCCGUAGCUAUUUAUUAAUCGGAGUGUUUAAUUAGGUAGUACAUGUAGUUUAUUUGAUAAAAAUGGUACUCUACCUAGGGAGCUUUAGAUUGGACUACGAGAUUUUUCCGUUCAAUUUCUGCUACUUGAGACUUGCUAUAUCGUUCUCUCUUUGGCAUAGCACAUCUUUAAAACAACACUUCAACCAAACUACGUAUACUUUUAAGCUUUUUGGAGCAGAUAUUCCGUAGUCAAAUCUAAAGCUCCCUGAUGUCUAAUGAGGUAGUGCUGGACCAAAACAAGAAAGAGCAAGAAAAUAGCACUAUAUAUGUAGUUUAUUUAGUAAAAAAGGUACCUACUGUACAGCGUAUGUUGGUGAACGUCUAAUAAGAUUGUAUAAGACCUCGAGGAGAUGGGUAAGAAUUCAUUACUAUGACAGAAGAUAUUAAAGAAACGUUCUCUUAUUUAUGAUGUUUAAUCUAUUAAGACCUUUGUUAACUGGCGCACUUACUAGAUUUCGCUCCAUCAUUGUUCAUGAAAGUCUGGACGAUGGAAAGUGUAUUUUAUAUAUUGCGACGUUGUCGUUUUGAAUGUGUUUUACUUGAUGUGUUUCUUUUCUAACAGAGGAAAUUUCUUUAUCUUAGGGUGCGAUUGGGCUACCUGGACCAACUGGAUAUCAGGGCAGCUCUGGUAAUCCGGUAAGUUCGUGUAAUUUUAUUGUUUUUCCUACAAGUAAUAAUGGAAUUGUAGUAAAAAAAUGCGAGAUAUCCGUAUAACCGCAUACUAGCACGAAACGUGACAUUUAGAAGUUAAUAGGAAUGUUUUCUGUUUACAACUGAAGAACUGACGGAAACAAUUAUCACUUGCAGAGGUGCUGGUAGUCUAGUCCCAGACCCUCUUCUUGCUGCAACCAAACAGAUUUUCACAUCUAUGAACGACUUACCCUGCCAGCUACAUUCCACUGAUUUCAAUUUUUAGACACUUUUUCUAACAUUUAUUAGCUGACUAAACAAACGAUUUUCAAAAAUGGCGCUGUAUUCCUUUAAAGUGCAUAUGACAUGAAAUUUCUUAUUUUCUUAAAUGAAAGAACUCUUUAGUGUAAUUUAUUUUUCAGUUUCUUGUUUUUAUGGUUUGUUCCCAAGAUAUAUCAAUUUGUUUGAUAUGUAAAUGAGUGUGAAUAUGUCCGCUAAUGUAUGACGUCAUGUUGGUUGCAAGCUCAACUUACACUGGUUAUAAAUGUAUUAACUCCAAAAACUGUUGAUAUCAGUUCACGUUUUUCUCCAGUGUUUCAUCACAUUUACCAGUGAGUGAAGUUUGAAAUUAUCAUCUUGGAUAAUAGCAGUGAUAUUCAAGCAUUUUGAAGAGCUUGCAACCAGCAUGACGUCAUAAAUUAGCGGACAUAUUCACACUCAUUUACAUAUCAAACAAAUUGAAAUAUCUCGGGAACAAACCAUAGAAACAAGAAACUGAAAAAUAAGUUACACUACAACUUAAAGGUGAUGUAAAGUCCGUAAUGUAAACAAGCGCUUUGUUUACAUUUUGAACUCAGUGCUACAGUUGUAAAAUGUAGAAAAGAGUUUUUUCAUUUAAGAAAAUAAGAAAUUUCAUGUCAUAUGCACUUUAAACUUGUCCUUGAAGAAACCAGACUACAGUAUAAAACGCAAUAAACCGACUGCAAUUAACCUGACUACAAUAAACAUCUUUUUCAUGACAUGUUUUGUUUGCUUAUGUCAACAUGGAAUGUUUAAAAUCUGACAUGAUUCAAGUGAAUACACGCUUCCAGAAAGUUAGACUUGCCACAGGUCUGCCUCAGAAUUUUCCUCUUGACGUCUUUGAAAAAUGACGUCUUUGCAAAGACGUCUUUAGGACUUUGCGAAAAAUGACGUCUUUGAAAAGGACUUUGCGAAAAAUGACGUCUUUGAAAAGGACUUUGCGAAAAAUGACGUCUUUGAAAAGGACUUUGCGAAAAAUGACGUCUUUGAAAAGGACUUUGCGAAAAAUGACGUCUUUGAAAAGGACUUUGCGAAAAAUGACGUCUUUGAAAAGGACUUUGCGAAAAAUGACGUCUUUGAAAAGGACUUUGCGAAAAAUGCUGGAGCCUCGUUUUCGUUAUUGAGACUUUUUUUUUCUUUUUUUUUAAUAUUUAUUUUCAGGAAGCUUUCUCACAAAAUGAUUUUCAGAAAGGUCCUGAACUAAAUAAACAAAUUUACAAGGAAGACAUGCAUAUACUACAAAACUAUGAAAAAUAUUUAAAUAUCAUACGAGAGAAAGUUCAAAGAUUGCUAAAAAGUUUCUCUUAAAUGUAGAAAUACUACUAGAGAGUUUUAUCUUUCUGUCCUAGUUGUUCCAGUCUGUUAUUGGCUGGUAUAAGCGAGUCUUUGCUUUCCCCAAUUCCUUGACACUUUAGGUGGCCUUAAAUUGUCCUUAUAUCGCGUAUUGUAGUUAUGUAUUUCUCUGUUCGCUAGAAGUUCAAAUCCAUGUGAGGUAUGAUUAUUUAGACACUCAAAACAAAUAAGAUCUACGUUGUUCAAGAGUGGUCCAGCCUAAAGUGUUUAACGCAAAAGCUGCGUUUUAAUGCAUGCGUUUUAACGUUAGGCUUAACUAAUGUUACAUACACGAAAACGAGGCUCUAUAGCCAAAGUUAGAUACUUUCCGCAAGGGUGUAUUAAAUUAGUUUCAUUGUGGAACCAAAUACUUUUUUUACCGUAACUCGUUUAUCUUAAUUUUCAAAAGAAAUAUAUGACAAGAAAAAAUGAAAAAUCAACUAUGAAAAGCAUAAUGUCAAGUAUCGGAAAAGCAUUGUGCAUUACUUGAUUAUUCCUCAUUCACCUUUUCUGUCAAUAUAGGGUCCCCCAGGACCACCUGGAACCGCUGGCUCACGUGGAGAGAGG
Molecule: messenger RNA, 8421 nt
Organism: Paramuricea clavata
Lineage: Eukaryota; Metazoa; Cnidaria; Anthozoa; Malacalcyonacea; Plexauridae
Source: the annotation of a GenBank genome assembly